CGAGUUUUCUGCCUGUGCUGAAUGCAUUAGUCUAAUGAGAUGUUUGCAGCUGGAGAGCUGAGCUGCUGGAGACUUACACUAUGCUAAAAGACAGGGAGAAGAUGGCUUUUGCUGGGAUCUCUGUGACAGUGCUGAAAGUCCUCUGCCCUUUGGGUCCCAGUGUCUGGGCUCUCUAAAGACUCUGCUCAGUGUUUUAGCCUAAGCAAUAGGUGUUUUAAAGCUAACUUUCAGAGAGGACGGAGCACAGGGAGGCAAUGUGCGGGGGCACCUGGCUAACUCUGAUGGUCCCUCCUUAGCUCUCAAGCCCCUGCUGCCAUCCCAGCCUGCAGCCUACCGCUCGCUGACAGACGGUGAAGCCUAGCGUGGUUCAAUGAGCCACCUGCCAUGCCUGGACUCCAGCCUGGCCAUUGAGGAGAUGCAGUCCCCCAGAAUGGUGGGGAGGAAGAGAGGGCGGCCCCCACUCCAAUCAGCCCCCAUCAAAAUGGCUGUUCACAACCUCUUCCCGGCACCGGCUGGGGCUUUGCCCAUUGUGAAGAUCCCAAAGAAGAGAGGGAGAAAACCUGGACACAAGCUGAAGUCUCGUGUCCUGAUGACUCCCUUAGCAAUCUCUCCACCGAGAAGCACGCCAGAGCCAGAUAUUAGUUCAAUCCCUCAGGAUGCAGCUACAAUACCCAACUCGGACACCCCGCAGUCUCUCACAGUCUGCAUUUAUGUCAACAAACAAGCGAAUCUGGGGCCGUACCUUGACAGAAAAAAGGUGCAGCAGCUGCCAGAGCGCUUUGGGCCAGAGCGGCCAUCGGUGGCCCUGCAGCACGCAGUGCAAGCCUGCAUCGACUGUGCGCUCCAGCAAAAGGUGGUCUUCUCCCUCAUCAGGCAGGGCUAUGGAGGCGAGAUGGUGUCAGUUUCAGCUUCUUUUGAGGGGAAGCAGCAUCUCCAGAGCCUACUGGUAGUGAACAGCAUUGGAUAUGUCCUACGUUUCCUGAAGAAGCUGUGUCGCAGCCUCUUGUGCGACAAUCUCUUCAGCAACCAACCUUUCCAGCAGUACAACGCUGUGAUGGAAAGCCCGGAGGUGUAUGAAAACAGACGGGUGGAGGCAGAAACAGUUAUACCUGAGGACUACCUGGUUGAUUCUGCAAAUGGGAAGCAGUACAGCCUGGAUCCUGCCAAUGCUGCCCCCGGUUGCAUGGGUUCCAUGUACACUGUGCGUCAGAGUCCUGCAGAUGGACAUCCUGCUGGAGGCUCCUCUUCCUCCUGUAGCCAUCAUCCUGCUCAAAUGUCUUCAGGGGGGUCCUCAUCUACUGGCUUGCGGCAUCAGAAUUCCAGCCCAACAAGGAACGGGGCCUGUCUUGAAGGAAAUAGAAGUGCCUCGAGUCCUUCACCAGAACAAGAUGCAGCUCGACCAUCAAGCAAGAAUCCUUUGACCUGGACGGUGGAUGAUGUGGUUUGGUUUGUGAAGGAUGCAGACCCCCACGCUUUAGGUCCCCACGUGGAGCUCUUCAGAAAACACGAGAUUGAUGGCAAUGCUUUGUUACUUCUGAAAAGCGACAUGAUCAUGAAAUACCUAGGGCUGAAACUGGGACCUGCGCUGAAACUGUGUUACCACAUUGAUAAGCUCAAGCAAGCCAAGUUCUAACAAUUUCUUGAACAACAGAAUCUGAGCUAAACCUAGAUGGAAAACUAAAGGUAACAUAUUGCCUUACAGAAAUGCAUUCAUUUGCAGAUUGCUUUUCCCUCUUUUUUAACAAAGACUUGGUCUUUUUUAACAUUUGUGCAUUUUCACCUGUUUUUAAUCCAAUGGGAUCUUUUGUGCUGCUUUGUGUUAAUAAUAUGCCAAAAAUUAUAUAAUUACAAUAAUUAUUUUGUAUCAUCGAUAUUAUUAUGAUUAUAGUAAGUCCUAUUUUUGUAAUCAGAAGUGGAAAAUCAAAACCAAACAUAGUUACAACAUAUGCUGAGGACUGCCAAAAGACAAAUGAAAUGUUCCUGACUUGCCAUGGUUCCACCUCCUCGGAGUAACCGCUGACCUGCAUCGGCUGGGCACCAGCUACACUGUCCUUACUCAAGAACUGAAAAAGUGCAGCACUUGGUCACUUACUGUCUGAUGGGAGCUGUCUUGCACUAUCUGAAAAACUUGAAUUAUUCACUUUAAAAAAAAAAAUUAAAAAAUUUAAAAAAAAUAAAAAGAGAAAAAAGACAGA
This is a messenger RNA of Corapipo altera (White-ruffed manakin), 2195 nucleotides long. RefSeq names its product Scm polycomb group protein like 4 (gene SCML4). Lineage: Eukaryota; Metazoa; Chordata; Aves; Passeriformes; Pipridae. Gene Ontology annotation, molecular function: protein binding. The transcript is spliced from 9 exons. The coding region runs from base 371 to 1633 and encodes 420 amino acids. The record is from RefSeq and is a predicted model, not a curated record.